This is a messenger RNA of Scophthalmus maximus (turbot), 1188 nucleotides long. RefSeq names its product integumentary mucin C.1-like. Lineage: Eukaryota; Metazoa; Chordata; Actinopteri; Pleuronectiformes; Scophthalmidae. The coding region runs from base 142 to 1188 and encodes 348 amino acids. The transcript has a single exon. The record is from RefSeq and is a predicted model, not a curated record.
CCAACUAGCACAACCACCACUCCCACUACCAAAACCACCACUCCCACAACUACAACUCCCACUACUACAACCCCAACUCCCACUACCACAACAAAUCCCACUACUUCAACCACAACUACCCCAACUCCCAUUACUACAUCCAUGACUCCCACUACAACUACCACAACUACCACUACUACAACACCCACUACCACAACCACAACAACUCCCAUUACUACAACCACAACUCCCACUACUUCAACAACUCCCACUACUACAACUCACAUUACUUCAACAACUCCCACUACCACACCCUCCACUACUACAAUAACUCCCAAUAAUACAACCACAACUCGAACUACUAUAACCAUGACUCCCACUAAUACAACUUCCACUACUAUGACUCUCACUACAACAACUCUCACUACUACAACCACAACUCCCAUUAGCACCUCUCUCAGUACUACAACGUCCACUACUACAACCAGCACUCCCACUACUACAACCCCAACUCCCACUACCACAACAACACCCACUACCACAACUCCCACAACCACAACAAUUCCUACUAGCACAACCACCACUACUACAACCACAACUCCCAUUACCACCACUCAAAGUACUAUAACUUCCACUACUACAACACCAACUCCCACUACAACAACCACAACUCCCACUACCACCACUCCUACUACUACAACCGCAACUCCCACUACCACAACACCUCCUACUACUACAAUCACUACUAGAACAACUCCCACUACAACAACAACUCCCACUACUACAACAACUCCCAUCACUACAACCACAACUCCCACUACCACAACAACUCCCACUGCUACAAGCACAACUCCCACUACUACAACCACAACUGCCACUACUACAACAACUCCCACUACUACAACCACAACUCCCACUACCACAACAACUCCCACUACUACAACCACAACACCCACAACAACUCCAUCUAACACUACCACAACAACUCUCACUACCACAAAUCCCACUACCACAACCACCACUCCCACUACUACAACCACAAAUCCCACUACUACAACAACUCCCACUGCUACCACAACAACUCUCACUACCACAAAUCCCACUUCUAUGACCACAAUACCCACCCCCAACUGUGUUAAUGGGUCAGGGACCCUUCAAUACUGCCCACAAGGAACAAUGUUCAAAAAAAAAUGUGACUGCUGUAAAUGA